ACAGGUCGAAAUUAUUUUAAAGUCGUUUUGUUUGUAUUAUUUAUUUACAGAAAUAACUUUUUGGAUAGGAAAUAAGACAAUCUUAAUGGAAAUAAUAAGACCAAUUAUAUUAUUCGUCUUCUACCCAUUGAUUCUUUAUUGUAAAGCAUAACCAUGGAAUCUAUAGUUCUCGACAUACUUUACGAUAAAACAUGCUUUUUCUGCUUUAAAAUAUCUCCUGAUAUGAUGGAAAUUACAGAGGAGAUAGAAAUACGGGAACCAACCACAAUGAAAUCACUUAAAUUUUGUGAAAUGAUAAAAUACUUGUUUCCCGCCUUUGAUAUAAUAUGCACACAUACAUGCAGACCCUGUUCAGAUCUCCUCAUCAAGAUGUAUGUUGCAAUGUAUAAGAAUCAUUUUAUAAGAAAUCUUAUUGAUAAAAUGACUGAACAUUGUAAUAAUAUAAUUAACAAAACAUGCCUAGAAAAACAAGUGACAAUCAACUUAAAACUUUCUUUAAGUAAAAAUAAGAUAAGAAAGGUUAAUAAGGAUAAAAGUUAUAUCGAAGAUAUGUCAGAAAAGAAAGGCUAUCUGGAUGAUAUAGAUAUUACUAGAAAAGGCAGAACUUGCUACACUGCUCGUAAAAAUUACAAGCGACAAAGAAGAAAAUAUUACAACUGUGAACACUGUACAUAUAGAAGUCUUUGCAAAGGAACUUUGGAGGGCCACAUCAAUAAGUACCAUAUUAAAAACCGUCCUUUUGUGUGCCAAGUCUGUUAUAAAGGUUUCUAUACCAGGAGUAACUUAUUAGAACAUAAUCAGACGCAUAAUAGAGUUGCCGUUUGUGAAAUAUGUGGAGAUAUGUUCGCCAGAAAACAGUCUUUAAUCAACCAUUUGAAGUUACACUCAAACAACAGAGCAUAUAAAUGUAUGUUAUGUGAAAGGACUUUUAUAAACUCUGGUCGUAGAUUGGAGCACAUGAAAAGGAACCAUCUAGAAAAAAACGAAUGUUGCAUGUUCUGCGAAAAGAGAUUUGGUAUGAAGAAAGAGUUGAUAAGGCAUGUGAAGUCUGUACAUGCCUAGUUCCUUCAAAUUUGUUAAGACUUAAGCUCUAGCCAUUACAUAGCUGUGUCAAGCCAAAUUAAGAAAUUCCGUAACGAAAAUAAACCUAAUGUGCAUUGUCUAACGUCGUUUCAGUUCGGCAGACCAGUGUGUGUUGACUUUGGAACGGUUUUCAUAGUAAAAGG
Messenger RNA from Aricia agestis (brown argus), 1226 nucleotides. Its product is annotated as zinc finger protein 549-like. Gene Ontology annotation, molecular function: RNA polymerase II cis-regulatory region sequence-specific DNA binding; DNA-binding transcription factor activity, RNA polymerase II-specific. The record is from RefSeq and is a predicted model, not a curated record. The coding region runs from base 154 to 1062 and encodes 302 amino acids. NCBI's taxonomy places the organism in Eukaryota, Metazoa, Arthropoda, Insecta, Lepidoptera, Lycaenidae. Gene Ontology annotation, cellular component: nucleus. The transcript is spliced from 2 exons. Gene Ontology annotation, biological process: regulation of transcription by RNA polymerase II.